AUGGAACAAGAAUUAUUUAAACCAAACCAAUCUUAUCAUCACUUAAAUAAUAAUUUCAAAGACAAAGACUUUAAUGUUGGUAGUGAUAAUAAUAACAACAUUAAUAACAAUGAAAACAAUAAAGUGUCCUUUACUAUAAGCAGAAAUGAAAGCGACUUUUCAUUUUUUUUCUCCUCUUUAGAGCUAGCCAACUCAAGUGUAUCAAUGGUCGAGUUAGAGCCACCAAGUAGAUCUGAUAGCAUAGAGCAUGUUCAUAGCAAUAAUGAAGAGGAAGGGGAAGAUUAUGAAGAAGAAUUUUAUAAUCAACAAUUUCAAGAAACAUUUUCAAGUAUUUUUACCAAUCAAAAUGGUUCUAAUUUCAAAGAUAGUACAACUACCUUUCAAAACAUUGAAGAUUUAUUAAAAGAAGAUAAUGAUUCAAUAUUAUUAACAAACUCCACAAAAUCUGCAACUACACCAUCAAGUUCAAGUGAUACUGACAUCUCUUUUGAAAAAGUAAAACUUAAGGUAUACAACUCUAUAAUUAGUGAUCAGCAAACUGGGUCCAAUGCAAACAUCACUGAUAAAGAAUUUGCCAAUACUGUUGUCAAUUCAUUUGAAGAAACUCCAGAGUGCUGGGAGUAUUUGGUUAAUUGUGUAGAUGAUGCAUCAAACAAUUUAGUUAUUCAAGAAUGCCUUGUAGACCAAAAUGAACAAGAGCAAGAUCAAGAGCAGGAGAAAGAGAAAGAAAAAGAGAAAGAUAUACAACUUGGAAGUGAAAAAAAGAACCUUGGCAAUAUUAAUAAAAAUAAGACUAGCUUCGAUCCAUCAAAUUUAAAUUAUAAUAAUAUUGUAGAUUUUUUGGAUACUAAAGAAAUUUCAUUAUCAACACCAAUUUCACCAUUAAAUUUAAACACUUGUAAUAAUGAGAAUAGUAAUUGCAAUAAUAAUAAAUCACCAGUAAUAACACUAUCACCAUUAAAUUUAAAUAUUUCCCAACCAUCACCCAAAAAAAAAAUCUCCCCAAUACCAUCACCAUCUCUCAUUGAAAAAAAAUUAUCUACAUCAAUGAAUGAAAUAUUAAAACCUAACAAUAGUAUUAAUGGCAUUAACAACAAUACCAAUAACAAUGAUGAUAAUUUUUGUAAAAGUAAUAAUAGAGUUGACAUGGGUUUUGAAUAUCAAGACUUUAAGAAAUCAUUUAAUUUUGAUGUAAUAUCACCACUUCCAUACAAGAAUUUAUCUGCGUCUUGCCCAUCUGUCCCAGUUUCCCCACCUUCAAUUAAAUCUCAACAACAGAAACCAAAUAUAGUUUUAGGUGAACCUGUAGUCCCCAAUCUUUCCUCAAAGGUUUCCUUAGUAGGUGAUGGAAUCGUUAAUGUAGAUGGAAACUAUUUUUAUAACGAACAAUUAUACCAACUUCAAGAAUUAAAAAAAAAAACCCACCAAUCAAAUGUUCACAAUGUUACACCAUACCCAACUAUAAACCCCCCUAAAAUACCUUUAAACAACUAUUCUUUAUUUUCUUCUUUUGGUGUAAAUCCAAUAACAGAUUUUUUUAUUAUGAACUCAUCCCAACAUCCACCAUUACAAGAAAUAAACCAAAUAAAAGCUCAACAACAACAACAACAACAGCAACAUCAAUUACAACAACAACAGCAAAAACAAUUACAACAAUUACAACAAUUGCAACAACAACAAAUAUUACAACAUGUUAACUUCAAUGUAAACGGUUGUAACAAUAGCAACAAUAACAUUAAAAACAACUUAAAUUAUUUAAAUAAUAAUUUUAAUAACGCUAAUAAUAUUAACAAAAAUCAAAAUAGUAUUAAUAACCAAAAUAUUAAAAAUAUUAACUUAAAUUUAAACAAAAGCAAUAUAAACAAUAGCACAAUGAAUAAGCAGAGCAAUUAUAAUAGCACCAAUAAUAUUUCAUCAUCCCCAAAUAGACCAUUAAACUACAACGGAAAUAUGUUUAAUGUUUCAAACAAUAAUAAUAACUUUAACAAAAACAUUUCAAAUUUAUUACCAAAACAAAACAAUACCAGCAAUAACAAUAUAAAUUAUAAUAGUAUGAACCUUAAUAAUAUUAACUACAACAGCCAUCAACUCACCCAGAAUGUUGGUAACAUUGGAAAUACUUUAAACCAAAACAUUAAUAAUCCAAUUAAUAAUAUGUAUAAUUUUAACAUUCCAAACAAUUUCCAACCAAACAAAUUAAAUUCCAGUAUGGUUAGAAAAGAUAUACCAAUCAAAAAUUCUACAUAUAUCUAUGUUCCACAAGCCAUUGCUUUACAAAGAUCACAGAAUUACCAUUCACAAGUCUACAAUUAAGAGUAAUCCUUUUUUUUUUUAAAUUAGUUUUAAAUUUUUAGUUUUUAUGU
This is a messenger RNA of Dictyostelium purpureum, 2363 nucleotides long. RefSeq lists its product as uncharacterized. The record is from RefSeq and is a predicted model, not a curated record. The transcript has a single exon. The coding region runs from base 1 to 2313 and encodes 770 amino acids. NCBI's taxonomy places the organism in Eukaryota, Evosea, Eumycetozoa, Dictyosteliales, Dictyosteliaceae.